This is a messenger RNA of Diachasmimorpha longicaudata, 2485 nucleotides long. Its product is annotated as solute carrier family 35 member G1. NCBI's taxonomy places the organism in Eukaryota, Metazoa, Arthropoda, Insecta, Hymenoptera, Braconidae. The coding region runs from base 191 to 1198 and encodes 335 amino acids. The record is from RefSeq and is a predicted model, not a curated record. Gene Ontology annotation, cellular component: membrane. The transcript is spliced from 3 exons.
UGAAGAAAAACAACCAAAACAGAUGGGGAAUAACCACUUUAGUUUCAAUUGUUGUGUCGAUACUUUCAAAUGUAGCAGAAUAUUUGCGAUAUAUAUUUCAAAGUGGCAGAGCAUUCUGGAGAUUAAUAAAAAGGUCCAGGAUUGUUCAUAAAAAAUUCGGAAGUCAAAGGAAAAUUAUUUGAAUUUCAAAAUGAAAUUCAAUAUUGAAUCUACGACCUCGUACAAUAGCAUCCAUCCAGCAUAUCAGUACACAGAGCAAUUCGACCAUAAUGUGGAGACUUAUCGCGAAGGAACCAAUUGGUUUGGAAUAUUUCUGGCAUUUAUGUCCGGUACAUUUUUUACAAUAAGUUCUGGGCUCGUUAAAGCUAUCAGAAAUGUUGAUCCUAUGGUGCUUCUUGGAAUUCGGGCUAUCCUGCAGAUAGUGGUGAUGCUCGGAGUAGCUAUCAGACAUGGAAAAAAUAUUUCUGGACCCAAAGGUUCGAGAAUGUUAAUCCACUUUCAAGGAAUCGUUGGAGGAAUGACCCUUGCUCUGUUAUACUACAGUUUUCGAAUGCUGCCAUUAGGCGAUGCCACAACAAUAAUCUUCAGUUCCCCGGUCAUCGUCAUCGCCCUCUCAUUCUUAUUUCUUAAGGAACCCUGUGGGGUUCUGAGAGUCGUCGUCAUUUGCACUCUAUUUGCUGGAGUCGUUUUAGUAUCAAGGCCACCAUUCAUAUUUGACAGCCACCAACAAUCCUACGAUGUGAUGGGCUACAUAUACGCCCUCCUAGCGACCUUCUUCACAGCCCUGAAUAUCGUAGUCAUGAGAAAAUGCGCAGAGGUUCACUAUGCAGUUCUCGUAUUAAACCUGUCGGUUUGGAUCCUGCUGUCGGCUAUUUUCUUCUUCUUCGUCAUCUCCGAGGCUCACCACCGUAUCCGAGCUUUCCCCAGUGAUUGGCAGACGUGGGGAUUAAUAUGUUUAGUGGCAGCGACUGGAUUAUGUGGCCAAGUGCUUGUAACGAAAGCACUGAAAAUCGAGGGAGCUGGCAAAGUCUCAGUCACUCGAUCUCUCGACAUUAUUCUAGCGUAUAUAAUUCAGGUUUAUUUCUUCGGGGAAGUUCCUAACUCUACCAGUAUCAUCGGUGCAAUUCUCAUUCUCAUGUCCAUAAUGGCAAUGGGUUUCGAGAAGGAAAUCUAUGGAGUCUGUGAUUUCAUACCUUAGUGCAGGAGAUGUUAGCAAAUUAUUGUACCUCUCAGCUAUUGUUUCGAGAGAAAGUACAGAAAUUUCAGUGGAGAAUUUCCCUGGCUAUUAAAUAAAGGACAUUUCUGUCCCUGUUAAAUAUUUUCACCAAGUACCCCCCAUUGAUGAGAAAGUUCUCUCUGAUCAGAAUAUCAAGACAAAGUUCUUCCUAAAUCCGAUUACACUUAAUGAUGCUGAGAAACUAAUUAUCAUAAUACGACACAGCUCAAAUAUAUAUCCAGUAAUUAAUUAUUUAUUCAAAGAAAAAUACAACUACGAUUAACAGUAAAUUGCGUCACCAUACCAUAUCCAAUAAAAUAUGUACAAUUUACGCCUCCUUUCCUCUCAAACUCCUUUAUUCAAUGUUUAACUAUGCCUCUGUAAAUCAUUACUAAUCAAUAUUUUUGAUCCAAAUCUUGACAAAAUUUAGUAUCCACUCUUGUUACAUCAAUUUGUUACUUAGAGGGGUAACAAAAGUGUACUUGAUUUAAAUAAUCUAAUUACGCUAAUUUGCCAUCAGAAUACAGCGUUAUAUUUCUUACUUUAAUAUAUUUAUUUUGUAAUUUUUACCUUGACUUAAAUUUAAAAUUAUAUUUGUUUUUCCAUUAGUUUAACUUUAAUUUCUCUUACAUGUUAGAUGGAUUUUAAAUCGAUAUUUGUGAAUUAAAAUUCUACCAUGCAUUACAAUUGUUCCUUUGUAUUUUUACACUAAAUUAUUCUGUCUAAUUUCUAUUAUAUGUAUUCUUAAAAUUAUGAUAAAGCACAGAUAAUUACAGAUUCAUGAUUUUUAUUUCAUUCGAAUUGAAUCAUGAAAAGGUAGCAAAUGAUGUAAUGUGUAUAUUUCUCUGUGGUGCCUUAGGUUAAUUAAAAUUUCUUGACACUUUUACAAAAACAAAUUCUCCUCAGCUUUUUAUUUUUUAUUUUCUCUGCUCAAAAGUCAAAUGAAGGCUCUAUGUAAUUUUUCAUGUUUGUAAAUUUUAUUUACAUUUUUUUCAUCGUCAAAUUUACAGUUUUACAAAUUGUAUAAAAUUUUCUCACAUUUUUUUAUACUUUUUACGGGAAUGUCCGGAGUUUUUGUUUCUAAUUUUUGUUUUUUACAUAUUUCAGAAGUUAAAGUGGAUAAAGGGAAGAGGACAUGAUUGUACGCAAAAAGAUUAAUGAAACGAGGAAAAUCAAGAGGUCUUCACCUUUUUGAAGUGAAUCAAUUCAUAGAGCAAAGUGCACAACUUCUCAAUGUAUCAGCAGCAAAUUAAAUAAAAAAAAUGAAAA